UGGGCGGGGCGGGAGGCGGAGGCGCCGCGUAGGCCGGGGAGUCUGGGCCCGCCCGGCUGGGAGCCUAAGCCCCAUGCACCGCCACCUCCCCCUACGAUGUUCCCCUCCCGGAGGAAAGCGGCGCAGCUGCCCUGGGAGGACGGCAGGUGGGAUAGUUCCCCUUGUCCAUCUCCCCGGUCUCUACCCUACCUCCAGAAAGAGCCCAGAGGGAGAAUCUGUAGAGGGUCCAGCCUUCCCAGGCCACUGUCAGGAUUGGGCUCUGCUCCUCUCCAGCGGAAACCCCCACCACAGGACAAUGGGGGGUCCAGGUUGCUCCCCAGCAGCCUCCCCCGGAAAUGCUCCGUCUUCCACCUCUUCGUUGCCUGUCUCUUACUGGGCUUCCUCUCCCUGCUCUGGCUGCAGCUCAGCUGCUCUGGUGACGUGGCCCGGGCAGCCAGGGGACAAGGGCAGGAGACCCCAGGCCCACCUCGGGCCUGCCCCCCAGAGCCACCCCCUGAGCACUGGGAAGAAGACCUGUCAUGGGGCCCCCACCGCCUGGCGGUGCUGGUGCCCUUCCGCGAACGCUUUGAGGAGCUCCUGGUCUUUGUGCCCCACAUGCACCGGUUCCUGAGCAGGAAGAAGAUCCCGCACCACAUCUAUGUGCUCAACCAGGUGGAUCAUUUCAGGUUCAACCGGGCGGCACUCAUCAACGUGGGCUUCCUGGAGAGCGGCAACAGCACAGACUACAUCGCCAUGCAUGACGUGGACCUGCUCCCUCUCAACGAGGAGCUGGACUAUGGCUUCCCUGAGGCGGGGCCCUUCCAUGUGGCCUCGCCGGAGCUCCACCCGCUCUACCACUACAAGACCUACGUUGGCGGCAUCCUGCUGCUCUCCAAGCAGCACUACCAGCUGUGCAACGGGAUGUCCAACCGCUUCUGGGGCUGGGGCCGUGAGGACGACGAGUUCUACCGGCGCAUCAGAGGAGCCGGGCUCCAGUUAUUCCGCCCCUCGGGAAUCACAACUGGAUACAAGACGUUUCGCCACCUGCAUGACCCAGCCUGGCGGAAGAGGGACCAGAAGCGCAUCGCAGCUCAAAAACAGGAACAAUUCAAGGUGGACCGUGAGGGAGGCCUGAGCACCGUGAAGUACCGUGUGGAUUCCCGCACAGUCCUGUCUGUGGGCGGGGCCCCCUGCACUGUUCUCAACAUCAUGUUGGACUGUGACAAGGCUGCCACCCCCUGGUGUACAUUUGGCUGAGCUGGCUGGACAGUAAGGAAGCCUGUACCUACUCAGGCCCUGGACAAAGCCUCAGGCCCAGGCCCAGCUCCAGUAGAAUGUGGAGUGGCCUGAAGCAGCGGACGGCAAGCUGUGUGUUUGCAGCAGUCCGGCCCCCGGAGGCAGGCCUGAGUCAGGACAGGACACACAGCGUGCCUGGGACGCUGCUAGCAAUAAACAGUGACGGAGAGAGGCUGGGAUGUGGCUCCCAACUGGCACUGUCCACCCUCCUGUUUGCCCUGCUCUGCCCUCCUUUGCGUGCCGAGACCUGCGGGCUUUUGUCCCUUCCCCCGGACUGCCUCGUGCAGAGAGAUACAGUUGGGAGGCCAGGCCACUGACAUGGAUGUCCAGGGCGACUGGGAGGGUUUAACUGCAGAAACCAGACUGCAAGCCUCACAGAAAGGGAACAGCUGAGCAGCCCUAACUGAUUGUCACCGGCCGGUAUGUGGGUCGGAUGGUACCGGAUCUUAUGAUUUUUCAAGAGAAGCUAGAAUUCUGGAUUCUUAAGUGAAAUUACUUAUUAAAGGAUAGCAGCUAAUUGAAACUUUAAAAAAGUAUGGCAGUCCAAACAAAAUGUGUUGUUGACCACCAGUCUGCCACCUUUGGCUGAGGGGAAGGGGAUAGGGCACAAGAUGACACCUCUUAGUUUUGAGCUGCCAAGGAGUUAGGGCAGAGCUGGGGAUGACAAGGGCCUGGGAAGCUCAGGUGGGGGAGAAGCCAAAGGCCCACGGCUCCUGCACCUCCCGCAGCCGUCCAGGCUUCACGGCCCUCUGGGCAUCUGACCACCGCCAGGCUCUGGUGGGCUCUGACUCUCGGAGGAGGCUUCCUCCUUUCUCACUGGGAUGGACAGAAACAGAUCCACAGGACUGGACUUGGGACAGGCAGGAUGCUUUGGCAAUGACUCGGUCCUGGCUUGAGGGAAGGAGGGAGGACCACGUUUCCGAGGCGGAAGGAAGAUGAGAAGUCAGUGAAUUCUCUGAGGGGAGGUUGCCCGUGAUCACCCAAUGCCAAGAAGAGGUGAAGGAGGGGAGCCCAGGAGACUGGGAUUGGAGAGUGAGCUUGGAGGGAACCUCAGGGCCAAUGAGAGAGAGGCCAGGGGCCUGUAAGGUAGAUCAUUUCUUCAAGGCAUUCAAAUGCCAAAGAUUUGGGGCAGAAGUUAGGAGACUAGGGACCAGUUAAGACUGGUUUGUUUAAUAAUAAAUGGGACCCCUGAAAUGCUGGAGGAAGAAUUUGACAUCCCGGAGUUCAGAAGGGUGGAUUCAACAGCUCUGCUCCAAAGAGACUCCUCCUCUGAGGGUGUUCUCAGGGCUGCUGUGUGCAGUUGUGGGGGUUGUGCACUGUGCAACCUAAGCAUAAGCCAAGAGAUUUAAGCAAAGAAGAGUGGAGUCAAGGCUCAGGCUCCAUGUAACUAUUCAGAUGUAUAACAGAGGGUCCUUGUGAUCCUAAAUUGAUUUUGUCCAGUGAUUCAGCUUCACUCACCACAGUGAGGGGCAAACAGACACGGGUGGUGGGUAGGACUUUUCUCAACUUGAGGCCCAGGAGAAGGGAAUGCCAUACUUACUGUGUGCCAGUCUGCUGGACAACCCUGUCACCUUGGACUUACCUAACAUGGAAACAUAACUCCAGCCUCUUGGCAUUGAUGGGAAUGGAUAAGACAUUAAAGCCACCAGCUCUGUACUCA
This is a messenger RNA of Hipposideros armiger (great roundleaf bat), 2935 nucleotides long. It is a transcript of the gene B4GALT7, whose product is annotated as beta-1,4-galactosyltransferase 7. Gene Ontology annotation, molecular function: xylosylprotein 4-beta-galactosyltransferase activity. Gene Ontology annotation, cellular component: Golgi apparatus. NCBI's taxonomy places the organism in Eukaryota, Metazoa, Chordata, Mammalia, Chiroptera, Hipposideridae. The transcript is spliced from 7 exons. The record is from RefSeq and is a predicted model, not a curated record. Gene Ontology annotation, biological process: carbohydrate metabolic process; proteoglycan biosynthetic process. Bases 97 to 1236 code for a protein of 379 amino acids.